Sodiomyces alkalinus F11 is the source of this 4809-nucleotide messenger RNA. RefSeq names its product cft-1. Gene Ontology annotation, cellular component: mRNA cleavage and polyadenylation specificity factor complex; nucleus. The transcript has 5 exons. The record is from RefSeq and is a predicted model, not a curated record. Gene Ontology annotation, molecular function: protein binding; nucleic acid binding. Bases 174 to 4580 code for a protein of 1468 amino acids. Lineage: Eukaryota; Fungi; Ascomycota; Sordariomycetes; Glomerellales; Plectosphaerellaceae.
GCUCGUCGCGUCGACAAAACCACCAAAUUAUCCAAGUCGAACAAACGAUUGACCUGCCCAACUGUCUGUAUUUCCUCUUCCCUACAGGCCGACGACUGCCAACGACUGCCACGGCCCCAGACGAUGCCUGGCAGAGGUGACCGUUACAAUUGUCGCCUGCUGAAUCGUCCAAGAUGCAGUGCUACACGGAGCUCGUGCCUCCCACGGUCGUGAGCUGCGCCGUGUCGCUGCCCUUCACGUCCGCUCACAGCGAGAACCUCGUUGUUGCAAAGGGCUCACUGCUACAGGUGUUUGCUACCAAGACCGUUUCUACCGAGAUAGACAACUCCCAAGCCUCCGCGACGCCGUCGGUCAAGCCAGUCGAGACGUACGAUCGCCGGCUCAACGAUGGGGAUGGCCUCGACUCUUCUUUUCUCGGCGGCGACGCCAUGCUGCUGCGAGCCGAUCGGACGACAAGCACCAAACUCGUUCUCAUUGCCGAAUACCCACUUCACGGGAUUAUCCGGGGCCUGGCCAGAAUCAAGAUCCAACACUCUAGGUCCGGAGGAGAAGCGCUCCUCGUCCACACCCGAGUCGCACGCCUCAGCUUGGUUCAAUGGGAUCCCGAGAGGAAUGGGAUCGAAGAUAUAUCGAUUCACUACUACGAGAAGGACGAAUGGCAGGGAGCUCCCACCGACGGGCCGUUGCGGUUCCACGGCAGCCAGCUCCAGACCGACCCGCAGUCUCGAUGCGCCGCCCUCAAAUUCGGCUUGAGGAAGAUCGCCUUUCUCCCCUUCCGACAGACCGAUGAGGACAUAGAUAUGGGUGACUGGGAUGAAGACGUGGAUGGCCCGCGGCCGGAGAAAGAGUCGUCCGCGUCGGUUGGCGCGAAUGGAUCUGGCAACAACGCCAACAACAGCAACAACAACAACAACAACAACAGCAGCAGCAGCAGCAGCAGCAACGCCGUCCCUCCAGUACCAUACACAUCCUCCUUCGUCCUAUCGCUGCCCCGGCUGGAUCCCGAUCUUCUUCAUCCCGUGCAUUUUUCCUUUUUGCAUGAGUAUAGAGAGCCCACAUUUGGCAUCAUCUCCUCUACCAGCCGCCGGUCCAACGUUCGGCGCCUCGGCGACCACUUCUCCUACAAGGUCUUCACCAUUGACCUGCAUCAAAAGGCCUCCACCGCCAUCCUCUCCGUCAACAACCUGCCCCAAACCCUUUUCCAAAUCAUCCCGUUGCCUCAUCCCAUCGGCGGCGCCCUCCUCGUGGGCUCGAACGAGCUGAUUCACAUUGACCAGUCUGGUAAGGCCAAUGGCGUGGCCGUCAACCCGUUCGCCAAGGAGAUGACCCAGUUCCCGCUCGCCGACCAGGCUGACCUCCAACUGCGCCUGGAACACUGCAGCGUCGAGCUCAUGUCUGCCGAGACGGGGGAGAUGCUCAUGGUGCUGUCGGACGGGCGGAUGGCCAUCGUGUCGUUCAAGAUGGACGGAAGGACGGUGGCCGGGGUCGCCGUCAAACUAGUCCCCGCCGAAAACGGCGGCAACCUUCUGCCCUACCAGGCGGCCUGCAUGGCCAGACUCGGCAAGAACAGCUUGUUCGUGGGGAGCAUUGGGUCCGAUUCCGUCGUCCUCGGCUGGACUAGGAGACAGCUCCAAGCUGCCCGGAAGAAAGCGCGGUUGCUAGACGACGCGCUCGACUAUGACCUCGCCGACGGAGACCUGGACGAUGAGGACGAGGACGACCUCUACGGCGAGGGGCCGACAAUAACCCAGUCCGCGGCCGCCGGUAUUGAUGCUUCGAGGGGAGGGGACCUCGACUUCCGCAUCCACGACUCCUUGGUGAGCAUGUGUCCUCUCAUGGACCUGACGCCGGGGAAGCCGAGUUACCUCCCGGGCAGUGAAGAGGCCAAGAACUCGGGGGGGGUCAGGGCGGAUCUUCAGCUCGCCUGCGCCGUGGGGAGGCACAAGGCCGGCUCGCUUGCCCUACUGAAUCGGAACAUCCAACCCAAGGUCAUCGGCCGCUUCGACUUUCCCGAGGCGCGUGGGUUCUGGACCAUGCGUGUUCAGAAGCCGAUUCCCAAGUCUCUUCAGGGCGAUAAGGGUGCCAAUCUGGCUGUCGGGGACAACUAUGAUUCUGGUACGCAAUACGACAAGUUCAUGAUCGUAUCCAAAGUCGACCUGGAUGGGUACGAGACUUCCGACGUCUAUGCCCUCACCGGCGCCGGCUUUGAAGCCUUAUCUGGUACCGAGUUUGAUCCGGCGGCUGGCUUCACUGUUGAGGCCGGUACGAUGGGCAACGAUAUGAGGAUCAUCCAGGUCCUGCGCUCCGAAGUCCGCUCAUACGAUGGAGAUCUUGGCCUCAGUCAGAUUCUACCCAUGUUAGACGAGGAGACCGGAGCAGAGCCCCGGGUCGUCAAAGCCAGCAUUCUAGACCCCUAUCUCUUGCUGGUCCGAGAGGAUUCGAGCGUCCUUAUCGCCCAGAUCAACACGCACAGCGAGUUGGAGGAGAUCGACAAGGGAGACAGCACAUUCACCUCAACCAAGUGGCUGACUGGCUGUCUCUAUAAGGACAACCGAGGACUUUUCGCUCCUCUUCGGACAGACAAGGGUAGCUCGGACGGCGAGAGCCCCUUCAUGUUCCUUCUGAGCACCACAGGAGCCCUUUAUAUCUACGGGCUCCCCGAUCUCACCAAUCCUGUCUACGUCGCUUCAGGUCUAUCCUACAUUCCGCCCAUGCUGUCUGCCGAGUACUCUGUCAGACGAGGCACUAGCCAGGAGGCCAUCUCCGAACUUCUCGUGGCUGACCUCGGAGAUCAAAUUGCUUCGUCCCCCUAUCUUAUUCUGCGUCAUCCAAACGACGAUAUCACAAUCUAUGAACCUUUCCGUCUCCCGUCGACAGAGUCGUCUUCAGACCUAGCCAGAACCCUCUACUUCCACAAGGUCUCAAACCCGCACAUAGCAAAAGGCCCUGAAACCCCUGAGGAGACGACAGACGAUGAAUCCGUUGAGCCGGCCCGGCCCGUUCCCCUCCGAUCCUGUGCCAACAUCGGCGGCUACAGCGCCGUCUUCCUAUCGGGACCGUCUCCGUCGUUCAUCAUCAAGUCCAGCAAGAGCGUGCCAAGGGUCAUGGGCCUGCAGGGCCUCGGCGUCCGCGGCAUGAGCCCUUUCCAUACCGAAGGCUGCGAACGCGGCUUCAUCUAUGCCGACUCGAAGGGAUGCGCACGCGUCACUCAGCUCCCGACAGACACCAGCUUGGCCGAACUGGGCGUCUCGGUGCGGAAGAUUCCCCUCGGCGAUGCGGUCAGCCACGUCGCCUACCAUCCGACCAUGGAGUGCUACGCCGCCGCAUGCAGCGUCACGGAGCCGUUCGAGCUCCCCAAGGACGACGAUUACCACAAGGAAUGGGCCAAGGAGAACUGCCCCAUGCUGCCCACCAUGGAGCGCGGCCUCGUCAAGCUCAUUUCCCCGGCGACGUGGACCGUGAUUGACACGUUCGAGCUCGACCAACACGAGGUAGCCAUGUGUAUGGAGACGCUGCACCUCGAAAUCUCCGAGGAAACCAAGGAGCGGCGGAUGCUGAUCACCGUCGGUACGGCCGUCAAUAAGGGAGAGGACCUACCGAUACGGGGCCGGAUUCUCGUCCUGGACGUGGUCUCCGUCAUCCCGGAGCCCGACCGGCCGGAGACGGAUCGCAAGCUGAAGCUCAUCGCCAAGGAGGAGAUACCACGGGGCGCCGUCACCGCGCUCAGCGAGGUCGGCUCGCAGGGCCUCAUGCUCGUGGCGCAGGGCCAGAAAUGCAUGGUCCGCGGUCUCAAGGAAGACGGCAGCCUCCUCCCGGUCGCAUUUUUGGAUAUGAACUGCUACGUCACGGCCGUGCGCGAGCUCCGUGGCACCGGGUACUGUCUCAUGGCUGACGCUUUCAAGGGCGUCUGGUUUGUCGGGUACUCGGAGGAGCCGUACCGUAUGACGCUCUUCGGGAAGAGCAGCACCACGCUACGGUGCUUGACCGCCGACUUUUUGGCUAGCGGGAACGAGCUCAGCAUCGUCGUUUGCGAUGAGGACGGUGUUCUACACAUCCUGCAGUUUGACCCUGAGCAUCCCCGCUCCCUCCAAGGCCACCUCCUCCUCAACCGCGCAUCCUUCUCCGCAGACCCCAACCACGUCUGGGCAACCCUCAACCUACCACGAGCCAACUCUCCCUCGUCUCCGACGACACCAUCAGCCUCCGACCCCGCCACGUCCUCCCAGGUCCUCCUCCUCGCAUCCCCCUCCGGCGCGCUCCACGCGCUCCACCCCAUCUCCGAGCCCGCGUACCGCCGCCUCACCUCGCUCGCCUCCUCGCUCACCAACGCCCUCCCGCACGCCGCCGGCAUGAACCCCAAGGGCCACCGGCUCCCGCCGCAGGACAACGCCGCCCGCCUCCCGGGGGUCGACAUCUCGGCAGGCCGGUCGGUGGUCGACGGCACCCUUCUUGCCCGCUGGACCGAGCUCGGCGCCCGCCAGCGGGCCGAGGCCGCCGGCAAGGGCGGCUACGCCGAUCCCGCGGAUGUUCGCGCCGAGCUCGAAGGGCUGCUUGGUUGGGCGGGUUUCGCGUACUUCUGAGCCAGCGGCUUCUGGCGUCUCGGGGUGUCUCGUCUCUCUUGGCUUGGCCUGCGGUCGAUUCGCUUGUUUGGCCGAUGAGGGACGAGUAACCUUGUCCAUCGGAUUUUAUCCAUGUCGUGGUAGCAAAUUACAAGGCCUUGGAAAUUAUGGAGCAUGGAUAACAUGUUUCUACGUAGUAAAAAAAAGCUCUGUCACAAGUUUUGAAAAGGAACUCUUUGCACCCAACCCU